AUGGAAGGAUAGGACAUGUUUGUUACGCAAACCUUAUAGAAUUUGCAAGAAAAUGACUCGUUGGGAGUAACUAUGAAUCAAUAGAGCAGCUAAUCAUUUCAUGGAAAUUUUCAAACAAAUCCUUAAUAUUUUAUACGAUUAUAUGAAAAUAAAGUGAAAGAAUGUUAGCUAAAAAUUAAUAUGGACUCACCUCGCACGAGAAGCGCUAUCAUAAUUUUAAAAAUGCCUACAGAUAAAUAUACUUUGAAAAACUACGCUUACUUUGAAAAAAUGCAUAACUACGAGGAAAAAUAAGCUAAAAUAAAGUAAAGUAUUUAAAGUAGUAACUCAAUUAAAUCUAAUCCAUAAAACGAUUACAUGUAACAUUUGAUUAACGUUCAUGCUAAUCUAGAAUAAAUUAUACAUGAAAGACACAGAUUAGUAAAAUAAGAAAAUGCUCGACUCAGGAAAACAGCAGAAGGAUGUUCAAGAUAGAGUUUGUAAAGAUAGGCUUUUUCAGGAGAUUUGGAAUAAAAGAAUUCUAAAUACCAAUUAAGUAAACUAAAUAUAGAGCAUCAAUUUGAUAAAGUUAACUUGAGAAAUGAUAAAGAAUAUAAUAUCUAAGAAUUUGAAAUGAAUAACGAACUCAAAAAGGAGCUUUUAAUGAGAAAAACAAUGAUUGAUUCUUAAAUGUCUCUUGAAAGGGCAAAUAGUAAAAAACAAAAAUUUUUAAAUGAGAAACUGAUGCAAGUUAAAAGACAAAAUUAGAAGGUGGCUUACAAACAAAAGAAAAUAAAAAUUGAAAAUUCAAGGAAGAUUAAAGAUCAGAUGGGCAAAAUUGUAAAAAUGUAUUAAGAAUAAGAUGAUAUUUAAAAGAAGGUUGAAGAAAUAAAAUUUAAGAGAUUCUAAGACCUAGCAAACGCUUCUUUCCAUGAGAAAGGCAUGAUGGCAAAAUAAAAAAAUUAGCUAGUUCAAGAAAAACUACAUCAAAGAAGUUAAGAGUUACAGAACUAUUUUCAGUUGAGAGACCAACAUGUACUCAAUUUGAUGAGUGACUACUGGAGUAGAAAAACAACGUAAAUUUAAGAUUAGAACUAGUAAAAGCAAGAAAAAUCGGAGAUAGCCUAGAAAAUAUAAAAAGAAAGAGAAUCUUUAAUAUUAUAAAAGGUUAUAUAGAACUAUGAAUCUCAUAGCCACAACAAAGAAACAAAACCCAAAAAAUAACCAAAAAAUAAUAGCUCAUAAAAUUAAGAAGAAGAAAAACCUCUAACUUUUUAAGAAAAAGUGAAACAGAAUCUAGAGAAACAGAAAUAAAAUAAGAGCUUGUUGAUGAAAAGUGAAAUAUAACAAAUUGAAUAGUUAAAUAGCUAAUGGAAUAAAAAAAUUGACCAGGCUGCGAAACGUUAAGAAGAACUUUAAGAUUAUAUCAAAGAAAGACAAAAUAUUAAGAGCUAGUCAAUGCAAAGAAAUAAUUUUAACUUCUAGAGCAUCUUCCAAUCUACUUAAGAAAAAUGGGACAAGCUCUUAGAUAAACAGAAAAAAGCAUAGGAAAAGAUUUAAAAAGAAAAGCAAGAAAAAGAGUUGCUUCGCACUUUCUCAAUGCAAAGCACACUACAGAUUUAGUAUGAAAAAGAAAAGAGGUCAAAAUAACUAUAAAAACUUUAGAAAUUAACACCGAAAUAAUUUAUUUAGUAACUAAAAAUGAAAAAAUUUGAAGUAAGUUAAGAAGAAAUGGCUAAAUACUUUCCAGAGGCAGUUGUUAAAGAAAAUUAAAACAACGAAGACGCAGAAUGA
This is a messenger RNA of Tetrahymena thermophila SB210, 1773 nucleotides long. RefSeq lists its product as hypothetical. The transcript has 13 exons. The record is from RefSeq and is a predicted model, not a curated record. Lineage: Eukaryota; Ciliophora; Oligohymenophorea; Hymenostomatida; Tetrahymenidae.